UAUGGGAAAUUGUAUGACACCUAAAGAAAACAUUAGUGCUGCUGAAAAGCUAGUGUUCUACGUAAAUAUUUACGUUGAUGGAAUCAUAUCUGUUGCUGGGAUUUUCGGCAAUAUACUUAUUCUAUUAACGUUGAAAAAUACCCCUCACGUUAGUUCAUAUACAAUCUAUAUACGCGUAUUGGCUUUUGUAGAAGUUAUAUUUGUUGCUUAUUGCCUCUUAUAUACGACAUUCAGAACGGCUGCCAAAUAUACUGAUUGUAUGGCAAAUUAUUUAAAGGCAGAGCCGAUAUUAGUGUCGGUUGCUCUACCGAUAGCGUGGAUGCUACAAACUUCUAGUAUUUGGAUAACGGCUAUGUUGGCUGUAGAUAGAAGAAUUGCGGUGGAUAAACCUUUAAAAUCGCUAACGUUUUGUACAUCAAUCAUAGCUAAGAGAGUUUCAGCGCUCACUAUUUUGGGAUGUGUUCUGUUUAACACUCCAAGAUUCGCUUAUUACUCUGCCGUUUCGAAACUUGAAACAAAUGCUUCAUAUGUUCAUAUUGCCCAUCUGAGAGUUAACUUACCUGGAUGGGAUGCCUCCAUUUACUAUUGGCUUUAUCAUGUUGGAUUAACUUUUGCCCUUGUCUUCAUAUUACCGUUAGGUAUAAUUGCAGUAUGCGACGUUUAUCUGGUAAAAGCUUUAAGGAAAGCUGAUAAAUUUCGUCAAUUACACGCUAGAGAGAGUAAGAAUAAAGUUCUAAAAACACCUGUUCCUGUUUCAAGAACAAUAGUUGUAAAUAUGGUUGUCGUCAUUUCAAAAUUAUUAAUUUGUCAAACUCCUGAUUUUUUGAUGGGUAUCGCCCAAGCAGCAAGAGUUGAUAGAAAUGCAGCCGCGUACAAGAUAUUUUCAACGUUAAAAGAAAUGCUACUUAUAAUUAGCAACGAAACAAUGAUUCUACACAAACACAUAGUCAGUUCACUGACCUUGGCCGAAUAUCGACAAUUAACUGAAAAAAAAGAUGGUUAUUUGUAA
Molecule: messenger RNA, 1009 nt
Organism: Dimorphilus gyrociliatus
Lineage: Eukaryota; Metazoa; Annelida; Polychaeta; Dinophilidae
Source: the annotation of a GenBank genome assembly